Debaryomyces hansenii CBS767 is the source of this 1119-nucleotide messenger RNA. It is a transcript of the gene MP65, whose product is annotated as putative family 17 glucosidase. Bases 1 to 1119 code for a protein of 372 amino acids. Gene Ontology annotation, cellular component: fungal-type cell wall; cell surface; extracellular region. The transcript has a single exon. The record is from RefSeq and is a predicted model, not a curated record. NCBI's taxonomy places the organism in Eukaryota, Fungi, Ascomycota, Pichiomycetes, Serinales, Debaryomycetaceae. Gene Ontology annotation, molecular function: 1,3-beta-glucanosyltransferase activity; glucan endo-1,3-beta-D-glucosidase activity. Gene Ontology annotation, biological process: carbohydrate metabolic process; cell wall organization.
AUGUUAUUUAAGUCUUUCGUUAGCGCUGCUUUAGUUGGUGCCGUUUUAGCCCAACCAUUACAACAACAUCAACACCAUGAACACAAGAUGGAAAAGAAGGAUGUUAAGGUUGUCACCCAAACCAGUGUCGUUAAGGUCACUGUUGGUGCCAACACCUACACUGAACCAGUUGAAGUUAGUACUUCCGCUGUUGAUGUGACUUCUGCUACUGAUGCUGCUCAAUACAGACCAAGCAGUUUCAGCAACCCAUCUACUUUUGAAACCCAAACCACCACCGGUUCUGCUUCUGAAUCCACCGAUGCUUCUUCUACCAGCAGCGGUUCCGAUUCUACCUCUUCUGGUGUCGGUAAGGGUGGUGCUAAGGGUAUCACUUACUCUCCUUACUCCGACGAUGGUGGCUGUAAGUCAUCUUCUCAAAUCCAAAAGGAAAUCUCCCAACUUUCCGGUUUCGACAUCAUCAGAUUGUACGGUGUUGAUUGUGACCAAGUUGCUCAAGUCUUAUCCUCUAAGACUUCUUCCCAAAAGGUCUUCGCUGGUAUUUUCGAUGUCAACAACAUUGAAUCUGGUGUCGAAAGCUUAGCUUCUGCUGUCAAGUCCAGUGGUUCUUGGGAUGACAUCCACACUGUUUCCAUCGGUAACGAAUUAGUUAACAACGGUGAAGCUACUGCUUCCCAAAUUGCUACCUACGUUAAGUCCGGUAAGGCUGCUUUAAAGAGCGCUGGUUACAGUGGUAAGGUUGUUUCCGUUGACACUUUCAUUGCUGUUAUUAACAACCCAGACUUAUGUGACCACUCUGAUUACAUGGCCGUCAAUGCUCACGCUUUCUUCGAUGGUCAUGUCUCUGCUGAUCAAGCUGGUACCUGGGUUUUACAACAAAUCCAAAGAGUUGCUACCGCUUGUGGUGGUAAGAAGGAUGUCUUCAUCACCGAAACCGGCUGGCCAUCAAAGGGUGACAGCAAUGGUGUUGCUAAUCCUUCUGUUGCUAACCAAAAAUCUGCUGUUGACUCCAUCAAGGAUACUUGUGGUGAUGCCGUCACUUUGUUCACUGCUUUCAACGAUUUAUGGAAGGCUGAUGGUGCAUACAACGCUGAAAAGUACUGGGGUAUUUACUCUUCCUAA